UGUUGGAUAUCUCAGAAGCCGAAAGGUCUCCACUUUCCCAUGGGUUGACCCCGGAGUAUCCCCGGAUAAGGCACUGCCCACUUCCAUCCCUGUUCUGGGAGCUCUCCUGACGCUGGGUGAGGCGCCAACCGGGUGCUACCAGCUUCUGUGGACCGGCCUUUGACCGGCUUCGCACUCGGCCUCUUCCCGGUGCCUUAAAUUCGCUCUGCUUUCCGUCUCUCAUUGCUUUUGUCUGGACCAGCUGAACGGCCGAUUAUUUUUUCUCUUUCUUUAUAUCUUCAUCUCAUCAUGGCGGACAAGGUCGAGCCCACCGAUACCCAAAUCACACCUCACACCUCGGUCCGAGACAGCCAAUCGUCAAUCAAACACAGUGCUCACCAUGAAGAGAUCACUCGGCAGAGGGAGCCUUACGGCCCAGCCGGGCUCAAAGGUGUGCUUGCCAACCCGUUUGUCUUCAUGUGUGCCGCCUGUUCCACCCUCGGUGGUCUGAGUUUCGGCUACGACCAGGGUGUCAUCUCGGUCACCCUCGUCAUGGACCAGUUCCUGGAGCGCUUCGUCGAGAUCGCCGACGGCCAUCCGGGCUCCGGGUUCUGGAAGGGGCUGAUGACGGCCAUGUUGGAGUUGGGGGCCUUUGUCGGCGCUCUCAACCAGGGUUGGCUAGCGGAUAAGAUUUCUCGCAGAUACUCCAUCGUCGUCGCCGUCAUCAUCUUCAUUAUCGGAGCCGUCCUGCAAACCGCCGCUGUGGACUACGCCAUGCUCACUGUCGGCCGUACCAUUGGGGGUAUCGGCAUCGGUAUGCUGUCCAUGGUUGCCCCUCUCUACAUCUCCGAGAUCAGUCCUCCUGAAACCCGUGGUGCACUCCUCGUGCUUGAAGAGUUCUGCAUCGUGUUGGGCAUUGUCAUUGCGUACUGGACAACAUAUGGCACCCGGUACAUGGCCGGCGAGUGGGCUUGGAGACUCCCUUUCCUCUUGCAGAUGGUACCUGCCUUUGUCCUGCUGGCUGGUGUCAUGGUCCUCCCAUUCUCGCCCCGAUGGCUGGCCUCGAAACAACGCAACGAAGAAGCCCUCGCGAGUCUCAGCAAGAUCCGUCGAUUGCCCGCCACCGACCACCGUAUUCAACAAGAGAUGCUUGACAUUCAGAUCGAGGUGCGCUUCCACCAGGAGCUAAACGCCGAGAAGCAUCCCAACCUGCAGGGUAACGGCCUCACAUCGGCGAUUAUGCGGGAAUUGGCCGGGUUUGCAGACUGCUUCAGGAGCGGAUGCUGGAGACGCACACAGGUCGCUGUCUUUGUUAUGUUUUUCCAACAGUUCGUCGGCAUCAAUGCUCUCAUUUACUACUCUCCAACUCUAUUCAAAACUAUGGGCCUCGAGUAUGACAUGCAGCUCCUCAUGGGCGGUAUUAUCAAUGUGACUCAACUGGUCGGAGUCGUCACCAGUGUUUGGACGAUGGACGGUCUCGGUCGUCGCCCUCUUCUUCUUAUCGGAGCUGCCAUCAUGGGCAUCUCUCACAUCAUAAUCGCCGCUUUGGUCGGCAUCUACUCGGACGAUUGGCCUGCUCACCGACCGCAAGGCUGGACCAGCGUUGCCUUCUUGUUCUUGUACAUGCUUGCUUUCGGAGGUACCUGGGGCUCAGUUGGAUGGGCUCUGCCUUCUGAGGUCUUCUCGUCCUUCCUCCGCGCCAAGGGUGUCGCCCUCGCGACUUGCGGCAACUGGUUCUUCAACUUCAUCAUCGGCCUCAUCACACCCCCUCUGAUUCAAGACACGGGCUACGGUGCGUACGUCUUCUUCGCCGUCUUCUGCAUUCUGGCCUUUAUCUGGGCCUACUUCUUCGUUCCCGAAACCAGCGGACGUACCCUCGAGCAGAUGGACGCCGUCUUCAAGGAUAACUCGAGCAGCGCGGAGCGGGCUCGACGCAGCGCGAUUGAGAAUGAGCUGAUGGAGGCGCAGCAUGGGCCUAUUGAGGCAUAGAGAACAUACCUUGGAUUAGACCAUGUAUAUAUAUGAGAAAUGAGAUCUCUUCUCAAUUGACCGAGUAACAUUUCCGACGAUCAUAGCACCAUUAUUCGCGCCGAAGACAGAAUCUAGAAUCCAGACGAAGCAGAGGCAUCCCCUUCAGGCCUGAUUCUUAUCAAGCAUCCUCACAAUCUCCGCAUCACCCUCUCCCC
Messenger RNA from Aspergillus calidoustus, 2165 nucleotides. The record is from the annotation of a GenBank genome assembly. NCBI's taxonomy places the organism in Eukaryota, Fungi, Ascomycota, Eurotiomycetes, Eurotiales, Aspergillaceae.